AUGAAAGGAAACUUCCAGCUCUACAAUAUCAAGAAUGCAAGAACACACGACAACUUCAACGAUGCUUCUGUUUAUCACAAUAAAACGCAUAAGAGGCAUCAAAGCGGAAACGAGAAACAAAAGGAAAGAAAUAGAAGAAGAAUAUUACCUCACCCCUGGUCGCUACUGUUUCCACUUCCCUUCUUCGGUUCAUCUGAUCCGCCUCUGAAAACCCUUUUCAAACCUUGCUGGUUCCGUGAGCAAUCCAGCAAUACCUCCUCCUCCACAAAUCACAUUUGCCUUCACCUCCUAAUCUAUCUCAUUUGUACAGUUUCUUUCUUAGUUCAAUGCAACACAACAUUUCUCUCACAGAUUCCAGACAUUUUCGGAUCAAUUUCUCGGUCACUGGUCUUCCGUGUUGCUUCACCUGAGAAUGAAGACCACUCACUCAGAGUUGGUGGAACCCUAGUUGACAAUAUCGACUAUUGCAUCCAUAAUUCUAGAGUUUUUCUCCAAACCUUCGCCACUGUCACCGAGAGUAGCGGAUUUGUUGUUGUUGUUUUGUCACUUGAGUAG
This is a messenger RNA of Vicia faba (fava bean), 555 nucleotides long. The record is from the annotation of a GenBank genome assembly. Lineage: Eukaryota; Viridiplantae; Streptophyta; Magnoliopsida; Fabales; Fabaceae.